AUGAAUCAAUUCCAGUUUGGCGACUCCGACGGGUCUGCCUCCGACCUCGACGAAGACCCCUCCGGCCUCCCCUUCCCCGAACCGCUGUCCCGCCUCUCGUUCCUGGCCCCUGGCUUUGAUCCGGCCACUUUUCUCUCGUCUUUGACGAAUCGCCACCAGAGCCUCGAGGAUUUGCGCCAGGAGCUUCGGAGCUUAGAGCAAGCUUUGAAUAAAGAGCUGUUGGAUUUGGUGAAUGAGAAUUACCAGGACUUCCUGUCACUUGGCACGGCGCUUCGCGGGGGUGAGGAGAAGGUUGAAGGAGUCAAGGUCGGUGUGCUUUCUUUCCAGCGCGAUGUCAAAGCAAUUCGAGACAAAGUCGAAGCGCGCCGACAGGAAGUCGACGAGCUGCUGAAUGAGAAGCGUCGAUUGCGAACCACAGCCGACAUUGGCAAGGACCUGCUGGAUUAUGCGGAGCGGGUCGAGGAGCUCGAACACCGAUUGAUGAUUGGCGACAAAGCCUCGAAAGAGAAUGCCAACUCAGACGAAUCGGAUUCAGAGUCCGAUCUAUACAGCGAGGAGGACGAGGAGAGCGACGAUGAAGAGCUGGCAGAUGGCACACCCCCAAUGUCGCUGGCGAGACUUGAACGGCAUGCCCAGAAAUUCGUCUACCUGACCUCUAUAGCGUCCCGGGUGGGCGACACACAUCCAUUCCUACUUGCGCAACAACCCCGAGUCGCCAAGAUUAAGUCGACGGUGCUCCUGGAUCUUAAAACUGCUCUGGAGCAGGCGACUGCGAGUGGAAAAGGCGGCAAACGGGACGCCCGCACCAUGGCUGUCUUGCGGCUCUAUGACUUGAUGGGCGAGGAUGUCAGUGCCGUCGCUGCAUUGAAGAAUCUCAAGCUGUAA
This is a messenger RNA of Penicillium salamii, 885 nucleotides long. The record is from the annotation of a GenBank genome assembly. Lineage: Eukaryota; Fungi; Ascomycota; Eurotiomycetes; Eurotiales; Aspergillaceae.